Messenger RNA from Orycteropus afer afer, 1113 nucleotides. It is a transcript of the gene CTTN, whose product is annotated as cortactin. Lineage: Eukaryota; Metazoa; Chordata; Mammalia; Tubulidentata; Orycteropodidae. Gene Ontology annotation, molecular function: actin filament binding. Gene Ontology annotation, biological process: regulation of actin filament polymerization. The record is from RefSeq and is a predicted model, not a curated record. Gene Ontology annotation, cellular component: lamellipodium; focal adhesion; cortical actin cytoskeleton.
AUGUGGAAAGCUUCUGCGGGCCACGCCGUGUCCAUCACCCAGGACGAUGGGGGUGCCGAUGACUGGGAAACAGACCCCGACUUCGUGAAUGACGUAAGUGAGAAAGAGCAGAGAUGGGGCGCCAAGACGGUGCAGGGCUCCGGACACCAGGAGCACAUCGAUAUCCACAAGCUGAGGGAGAACGUCUCCCAGGAGCACCAGAUCCUCAAGGAGAAGGAACGGGAAACAGGACCCAAGGCCUCCCACGGCUACGGAGGGAAGUUCGGCCUGGAGCAGGAUAGAAUGGACAAGUCGGCCGUUGGCCACGAGUACCAGUCGAAGCUUUCCCAGCACUGCUCGCAGGUCGACGCGGUCCGGGGCUUUGGAGGCAAAUUUGGCGUGCAGGUGGACAGAGUGGACCAGUCUGCUGUGGGCUUUGAAUACCAGGGCAAAACUGAGAAGCACGUCUCCCAGAAAGACUACUCGAGUGGCUUUGGCGGCAAGUACGGUGUGCAGGCGGACCGCGUGGACAAGAGCGCAGUGGGCUUCGAUUACCAGGGCAAGACGGAGAAGCACGAGUCGCAGAGAGAUUACUCCAGAGGUUUUGGUGGCAAAUAUGGGAUUGACAAGGACAAAGUGGAUAAAAGUGCCGUUGGCUUCGAGUAUCAAGGCAAGACGGAGAAGCACGAGUCCCAGAAAGACUACGUGAAAGGCUUUGGAGGAAAGUUUGGCGUCCAGACAGACAGACAAGACAAGUGUGCCCUUGGCUGGGACCACCAGGAGAAAGUGCAGCUGCACGAGUCCCAGAAAGACUAUAAGACGGGUUUCGGAGGCAGAUUUGGUGUUCAGUCCGAGAGGCAGGACUCCUCCGCUGUGGGGUUUGAUUACAAGGAGAAGCUGGCCAAGCACGGGUCCCAGCAAGACUAUUCCAAAGGAUUCGGUGGGAAGUACGGGGUGCAGAAGGACCGCAUGGACAAGAACGCGUCAACCUUUGAAGACAUUGCCAAGGUGUCCUCCGCUUACCAGAAGACGGUCCCUAUUGAAGCCGGUAAGUCCCAGCAGACCCGGGGUCACCGGCUGCUUCCCCAGGAGAAGGCUGAGGAAAAUGAGGGCUUGCGGUGGGGCGGGGGCUGA